AUGAAAGUGUUUAGUUAUGAAAGCGGUUUGUUUGUAAUGAAAAGGAAAGAGAAGGCGGCUGUAGAGAUAGAGUCUUUACGGGCAAUGAAAGCGGUAGGGCAAGUGAAACAUUCUAUCUUUGUCAGGCUUAAGGUAAAGGGCAUGAGAGAAAGAAAGUUCUUGUUUCUGGGCAUAUCGAUAGGGAUAAGAGCAAGCGGUAAGUGA
Molecule: messenger RNA, 204 nt
Organism: Ilex paraguariensis (yerba mate)
Lineage: Eukaryota; Viridiplantae; Streptophyta; Magnoliopsida; Aquifoliales; Aquifoliaceae
Source: the annotation of a GenBank genome assembly